Molecule: messenger RNA, 1417 nt
Organism: Patiria miniata (bat star)
Lineage: Eukaryota; Metazoa; Echinodermata; Asteroidea; Valvatida; Asterinidae
Product: lysophosphatidic acid receptor 6-like
Exons: 1
Coding region: 42-1397 (451 amino acids)
Biological process (GO): G protein-coupled receptor signaling pathway
Cellular component (GO): plasma membrane
Molecular function (GO): G protein-coupled receptor activity
Source: RefSeq, a predicted model, not a curated record
UUCUGCACAGACGCGGGUAGCAGCAAGACUCUGUGUCAAUCAUGUCGUCGUACUACGCAAAUGUCACCAUCUAUGCCCAAGCUACAACGUCCCUUGCUGAGCUGGACAUUCUGGUCUGUACCUUCUUCACCUGUGUCUUCCAGAACCACAGCGACAACUGCUCCGUGGCCUAUUCCAUACCCCAGAUGGACCAUCUUCUGAUCUGGGAUAAAACGGGACCAUCUCCCUGGGCACCAAUGAACGAAUCCUUUGAUGUACCAAGCAAUGAAAGAUACAAACUGUUGAACCACUCAUUGCGAAUCCUUGCUUUAAAGAAUCCGGCAGAGGCUGACCAGCUUGUGUAUUCCAGUACUCAGACUGUGUUGUAUGGUUUUGUCCUGCCUGUCCUGAAACUAUUAGGGAUCCUAUCCAUUCUGUCUUUUUACUUUACCCUUUGCAGAGUUCCCUCCAUGCGGAAUAUCACUAAUUUCUAUCUGACUAAUUUGGCUGUUGCAGAUUUGAUGGUCUUGAUUUCAGAGGCCACUCAUGAGCAAUGUGUGGCUUUGACAACACAGAAUAAAUUGGAUGUAUCAUAUUUGGGGAACUCAGCCCAAGCAGUUCUUACUCUCUUAGCGUACACUGGGGAUGUGGGUGUUAUUUCAUCUAUAGCCUUUGUAACACUGCUGUCGUAUGAUAGAUAUUUUGCCAUUUGUCACCCUUUCCAACACCGUAAUCUCAAUCUGAAGCGACGGGCAAUACGUGCAGCAGUUUGCAUAUGGUUUCUGUCUUUUUCCUUGAAUUUGAUUUAUUUCGUUUCUCAGUUUCUACGAUUUAAUGUACCAUUAUUUAAAUGUCUUGUUUGGCCAACUGAAGAAAAGUAUAAACAUUUAUCAGGUAAUGUGUGGGUGUUUGGGAAUAAUGAUGAUGCAACUUUGGGCACUUUGAGUCUGGUUUUACAUUACAUGUUUUUCUGUGCAUUCAUGUUGAGUUCGAUCCUCACAGUCACUUUCAAUAUGCUCCUUAUUAAGGGACUGCAUGCACCAAAUCCAACUGGUGAUCAGAUCCGUGGUCCGUCAAAACAUCUACGAAGAGUAACUCUGAUACUUGGCAUCAACACAGCCGUGGUAUUUGUCUGUCUUCUGCCUCAAGCUAUAUGUGCCCUAAUUGUAAUUUUAUCCCAUAGCAGGAAAGAAGUGGAUGUAAAUGAGGAUGUGAAAUGGGGGUUGAAUUUCAUGGCUGCUUGCCUCAGAGUCAUGAACUCUUCCAUUAAUUCAGUCAUAUUCAAUGCUGGUAGUGGAAGGUACAGGAAGGCCUUUAAGCAAGCCUUCUGCUGCAGAAAGAGGCAGCAAGUACCAACAAACAAUAUCCCUCUGCAGACAUUACCAAGAACAGAUCCUGCUGAUCGGAUCAGAUCAUAGGAUCCAAAAGCAAAACUCCA